Molecule: messenger RNA, 843 nt
Organism: Caenorhabditis briggsae
Lineage: Eukaryota; Metazoa; Nematoda; Chromadorea; Rhabditida; Rhabditidae
Exons: 2
Coding region: 1-843 (280 amino acids)
Source: RefSeq, a predicted model, not a curated record
AUGCAACAGCAUAUCGAUCUUCAAGACAACGUCGAGAGAUCCAUGGAACGCCCACACCAGGAAGGAGGUGACGAAGUGGCUCAAGAUGCUCAGGACCUUCAGAAUUUUCGAAACGAGGCAGCGGACGAUGGGCAAGGUCAAGAUGAAGCUGAUGAGUUUGAAUAUGAUGAGGCAAACGGAGCACUGCCAGAUUGGGAAUAUCUGAAUGCUCAUCUCCCGCAAAAUUUUUUAAACGGGGUUCAAAAAGUUCCAAUUGCUCUUGCUCCAAGAAUGGAAGUCGAAGUGGGACCAAUAAUUGAAGUAGAAAUUCCCCAAGAUAUUUAUCAGAAUGUCGGAGUUCCAGCUCAACCAGAGCUCAUUGUCUAUGAGCUCCAGGAUCGUCCGAUAGAGUUCCAAAAUGACGACCAUGCUCCGGGACCGAUUCCACUCCGGCGAGUCAGAACCACGAUGGCAGAGAUCAGCGACAUAUGUGGUCGUCUUAAGGGAUCUCACGACACUGGAUUCGUGAGUAAAGAUCAACUCCUAGAGUAUAGAGUUCAUGAUCCGGAGACUCGAGAGCCCUUGGUUCUUCCUUUCAAUGGAUCCACGAAUAUGAGAAACUGGUCGCGGUGCCAAGUACAAGAGUUCCUCAGCCAAAUCGUCUUUCCCGACGCCGCACAGUCGAUCGCAAGAAGAUGUCCAAAUGAAUCUGAACUUGAGAUGUUCGAAGCCAAAACAGUUCAAUUUUUUGAAGAGCUCAACUCCCUGGCCACACAUAAAGAUCAGAAAAUACAAUGGCGAGAGUAUAAAAAAAUUGCAAGAGAAGUUGGAGAAGUGAGAAGAGUCCAACUUAUGGGAAAUUAA